CCCAACCCACCAACAGCUGACAACUACAAGACUGAACAGUGGACACUCUGUGAAGAUGCUGUGCUCUCAUGGGUGGCGGUCUGGUCUCAGUCCACUCCUGGACGUCCACUGGCCUGUACUCAGUCUGCGUCCACAGGUCACACCUCUGCUCUACCAACAGGAUCUACUGCUCACAAACCUACAGCAGCUGCGCAGUCGUCUGGAGCUGAUGGAGCCACUUCCACACAAGACCCCGGAGCAGACGGAGCCUUUCCAGACCAGCGUGGCCCUCCAACCGCUCUCCUACCAGCUGACCACAGAUGGACAGCGCUUUGGCCUGAGCCUGGACACUGGAGGCUUUUCCCCAGAGGAGCUGUCUGUCAGGCAGGUGGGCAGGAAGCUGAGAGUCAGCGGGAAGACGGAGAAGAAGCAGGAGGACGCCAAAGGCUGCUCCUCUUACAGACGCCAGGAGUUCAGACAGGAGCUGGAUCUGCCUGAAGGGGUGAAGCCUGAAACCCUCAGCUGCUACCUGGGUCCAGAUGGGAAGCUCCACAUCCAGGCAGACAAAGCUCCAUGUGUUGAGGAGGCUGAGAGAGAAGUGCCCAUCAACAGGAGCUCAGAGGAGAAAACCCAGACAGAAGGAGGCAGCAGCACCCAGAGCCACAACAGCACACAGGACGCAACACACACCAUGGACUGAACUAUUAGAUGAUACACAUGGAACCAAUGGACUCAUCUGAACUGUUUUAAAUCAGGAUCACCACAAACUUUGUCACACUUAUAUGAUUCCUUCUUGUUUUUGUACAUCUGAAUGAAUCAGUAAAUAGAUGAAAUGUAAACUGGUGGUGUUUUAGUUGUUUCUAAUCUGAAUGGUCAUAUGUGUCUGACCCUAAUAAUAUAUAACAAUAUAUAACAAUAUAAACAUGGACUGAAAUCAGUGAAAAUUUGUUAAUAAACCAGAUGUGUUUUAUCAAAAGAAAAAAAAAUACUCCAGCAUAUGUUCAGAUGUUUUACUUUACAACUGGAUUAAAAAAAGUCAUCAAAUGU
Molecule: messenger RNA, 1026 nt
Organism: Sphaeramia orbicularis (orbiculate cardinalfish)
Lineage: Eukaryota; Metazoa; Chordata; Actinopteri; Kurtiformes; Apogonidae
Product: heat shock protein 30-like
Exons: 1
Coding region: 56-679 (207 amino acids)
Biological process (GO): protein refolding; response to heat
Cellular component (GO): cytoplasm; nucleus
Source: RefSeq, a predicted model, not a curated record